AUGACUACCCACAGAUCUCAUCAGUGGAUGCAAUGGCUUCACCAAGUUGAGUGGUGGUAUAACACCAACUAUCACACUGGCCUUGUAUGUAGUCCCUUCGGAGCUCGAUAUGGUUAUUCUCCCCCUCAACUGUCUAUGGGACCACUGUUGGAUAGUGUUGUGCCUGCUGCUGAAGAUUUGGUUAUGAAGAGGCAACAAAUGCAACAAAUUAUUAAGGAUAACUUAUGCAAGGCUCAAGAAAGGAUGAAGCAUUGUGAUGGUUUGCAUAGAUCAGAAAGGGAGUUUCGAGUUGGUGAUCUGACAUAUCUCAAACUCCAACCAUACAGGCAGUCCUCUAUUUCUUUGAGAAAAAAUUUGAAGCUCAGCUCCAAAUACUAUGGUCCAUACAAGAUUUUGGCUUAG
Solanum pennellii is the source of this 402-nucleotide messenger RNA. RefSeq lists its product as uncharacterized. Bases 1 to 402 code for a protein of 133 amino acids. The record is from RefSeq and is a predicted model, not a curated record. Lineage: Eukaryota; Viridiplantae; Streptophyta; Magnoliopsida; Solanales; Solanaceae. The transcript has a single exon. Gene Ontology annotation, molecular function: nucleic acid binding.